UUACAUGAUCAAUAUCAUUCAAUCUAUUAUAGCAUGUUUGAUUAUAGUUUUAUCUGGUUUAUCAAUAAAUAACAACGACAUACUCAUGAGUGUAUUCCCACAAAGUGGGGUCUGAAGAGGAUAAAGUGUACGCAGUUCAUACCACUACCUCAAGAGGUUGUUUCUGAUAUACCCUCGGCUCAUGAAAAAUAAUAGUAUAUCAAGCCGAGAACAUGAAAACAAACAACAAAAUAUGAUAAAACAACAAAAUAUGAUAACGCACCACUGUAUAAUAGAAGAAUCAACCUCUUUAGGUUGAUUGUUGACAUCAUAUGUAUCUUACUAAUAAUAUACAAAGCUAACUACAAAUAAUUAAAUACAUCUGCUUUUCUUUCCAUCUCUCAAAUCCUUUCUUCUUCCUCUAUCCACAAAAAAGUCAAAAUUAAACCCUCCAUUUUUUCUUCUUCUACAUAAUGAACAACACAACUGUAGAAGAUAGUGAAAGUCCUAAUGAUAUUGAGUUAAGUGAUGACACUUUUGGCAAGAAUUAUGGCUAUGGAAUUGGAUUUUCACUUGGAAUCCUAAUAUUAUUAUCAGUCAUGGCUUAUGCUUCUUACUUAUGUAUUCGAUCGCGAUCGCGCAACAAUUCUAACGUGCCUAAUAAUCCAUCUUCUUCUUCUCAUGAUAGCUCAACAUUAGUUGAUAUUCAACAAGGUAUUGAUGAAGAAAUUUUGAGAAACUAUCCAAAGUUAUUGUAUUCUCAAGCAAAAGUUCAUUAUCACAGAGAGGACAAUAAUGGAUGUUCAAUUUGUUUGGGUGAUUAUAAAGACAAUGAUAUGUUAAGGUUAUUAUCAAAUUGUGGACAUAUAUUUCAUGUCAAAUGUAUUGACCCUUGGCUAAGGCUUCAUCCAACAUGCCCUAUUUGUAGAAAUUCUCCACUUCCAACUCCAUAUUUGCAAUGAGGUGAUUAUUUCUUUUUAAUCAUUUGGUAUCUGAACUUUAUGUUAUUUUCGAGCAAAUUCAACUAAAGGAAAAACGCUUUCUAUCAGAAUUUUUUUUGUUUUCAUAGUUCGAAGUUGAUACUUCUGAUUAAGGAUAAAGGGAUCUCAUCUGUCCCACCAUCUUCUGCGGUGAUCAUCAAAUAUAUUUUAUUCAAGCGGAUAUAUGAUUUUCCUUCUUUUUUUUUUUGGUUGUAAGAAAUGCAAAUGAUAACACAAAUUAGGUAAUUUAGAUGUAGUGAUAUUAAGUAAAUACUACCAAAGGGAAUAAAAUUUUUGCAAAAUGCCAUCUUGUUCAAUUUGUUUUUCUUGUCCAUUUGUGCUAGUAAUUUUAUGUUCAAACAAACAUAAAUCAUACCAUCUCUCCUCCUAUUUUUUUUAGAAAGAUUUUGUACUCUUCUUGAGAAAUAUAUUUAAUAACCUAGUUAUAGAGGAUACAUUAGAUUGUCUUUUAUUUGUCUUUUAAAUGUUUCACUUAAUUAACAUUCUAUCAACGGAAGCAAUAAGCUAGUUUUGAACCAAAAAAAGAGAGAGGUAAUAAAAAUGAUUUCUUUUCAAAUAUUUGGCAGCAAAUUUAAUUUGUGAAAAUGAACAAAUAUUUGAGAGUGGAAAAAGUAUUUAUUUAUUAGUACCUUUUUUGGGGGGAGGGGGAGCCAGAAAUUUCGUUUAAGGUGUUCAGUUUUCUAUAUACAUAAUAUGUUUAGUUUAUAUAUUUCAUAUAGUUUUUUUGAUGAAGAGUGUUCGACUAACCAUCCUUCAUUAUAUGUGACUAUGCUUCGGGAUGGGGUGUCAGAAAUUUCGUUUAAGGUGUUCGGUUUUCUAUGUACAUAAUAUUUUUAAUCUAUAUAUUUCGUAUAGUUUUUUUUUUUUUUUUUAUGAAGACUGAAAAGUGUUUGAUUGACCAUCUUUCAUUAUAUGUGGUUACACGCGGGAUGGAGGCGUUAGAAAUUUCUUUUAAGGUAUUCAGUUUUUUAUAUACAUAAUAUUUUUAAUCUAUAUAUUUCGUAUAGUUUUCUUAUGAAGAGUGUUUGACUGACCAUAUUUCAUUAUAUGUGGUUAUACGGAGGGAUGGGAAUGUCAGAAAUUUCAUUUAAGGUAUUCAGUUUUUUAUAUACAUAAUAUUUUUAACUUAUAUACUUUGUAUAAUUUUUUGAUGAAGAAUGUUCGACUGAUCACCCUUCAUUAUAUGUGACUACGCCCAUGGGAUGGGGUGGCGGGAGUUGUUGAAAGCAUGCCAGCAUGCUCAAAUGCCAAUUCAUCAUAAGGAAUAACUCAAAUGCCAAUGCAUAUGGUCAAUCAUAUGGAUUAGCUUUUAGCUGGCCCCCCAAAAAAAACAUAUCGAGAUUUCAAAAAUUCAUAUUACUCUAAUACAUGUAUCAUGUUUAAAAGCUUAGGUUAUUUUUUUUCAAAUUUGGCUAAGUUUAGUAGAUAGAGUUACUUCAUAUUUAUGUUUGUGAAAGAUAGGAAGUGCCCAAUGAAAUAGUCAAAGUGAAAACGAACGGCCAAUACAACAUAAAAAAGCUAUUUGAAGUCAUUUAAAAUAUAAAUUGACGUUAGAAAUCAGGUAUUUUGAAGAAGGAAAAUGGCUUUUCUCAUACUCAAUUUUUGAUAUCUUCCAUGGUAGAAUCAUAUAUAAUUGUUAGGUUUAUAGAUCAAUGCAAUGUAAACUCACAUUGAGGUUACAACUUACAUAGGCAAAGUCAGGAUUAGAAGUUUUAAGAGUGUCUCUAUAUCAAUCACACGUUAAUACUAUACAAUAAUAAUUGAUUCACAGUUUAAAACUAUUGAAUUCACGUGAAUCUGUAAUCAACCCUCUAGAUUCGCUCUGACAAAGAAAGUGUAUUGAUUUGUACGUUUUUAACUUAUUGAAUUCAUGUGAAUUUGUAAUCAAUUCUCUAAAUUCGCUUGGUCUGAUCGAAAAAGUGUCUUUAUUGAUCUAUACUUGUCUUUUGCAACCAAAACAAAAUCAGUAUUCGCAUUUAUUUUUCCAAGAACUAAGACAAGAACCAACUUUUUGUAAAUCCAAAAUGCUCAUUUCUAUAUGAUAAUCUUUUCAAAACAUUUUCUUGUAUGCUAACUCAGGAGUCACCCAUCAGCUGCUUUCUUUGCCUACAAAAAUUGACAAAAAAAAGACUUGCAUUGUUUAUAAGAAGACAAACAAAUAAAGAAAGUCAAACUAUGGGCGAGUUAGGUCAAAUUUGUGAUGAUUGCAUUUUCACCUUUUUUUAAUGAGAUAAGCAUCUACUAACCCUCGAACUAUGCUUUUUGGGCUGCUGUAGGACUGCCGCCUAUAGGUGGUAGGAAAGGAUGCACUACUAUAAAAAAAGAAAAACCAACUACACAAAAUUGACCACGUGUUGUGGUCGA
Molecule: messenger RNA, 3344 nt
Organism: Capsicum annuum
Lineage: Eukaryota; Viridiplantae; Streptophyta; Magnoliopsida; Solanales; Solanaceae
Product: RING-H2 finger protein ATL70
Exons: 1
Coding region: 453-941 (162 amino acids)
Source: RefSeq, a predicted model, not a curated record